AUGUCUACAAUCAGUCAGCUGUAGGCUGCUAAAUCUGAGCGGUCCGCCAAAAUGUGUUUCUGAACACUUUUGAGCCGAUAAAUCAGCCGUCCAGAUGCUGAAUCUUCACUCAUAUUAGAUCUAUAAGGCCUAAUUAAAAAUGUUUCGCAGUCAAGGGCACUAACGUUGCUGCACUGACCGUAAGGUUAGAGAAAUUUCCCAGAGGUUAUUAGCGAGUUAGCUAAGGUCUUUUGUAUGAGCUGGGACCUAAUUGAGACUUGGUGGCUUGCUGAAUCACGUCGCGGUUGAUUGACCUGCGCGCGACUUGAGCAGCUGUGACUGGAAACAUGAACGCGUUGGUGACUAAAUUAGACCACAAAUGGAUUAGUCUAACCUUGAGACAACCUUGGAUAACGGCAGCUUCCAAGGUCCAGCUCUCCACACUUCCUCCAGAACCUGUCAUCCCCUCUAAGAAGCCUUUCAAAGUGGAGCUGGUUGGUGGAAAGCGGUACUCGUGGUGCACCUGUGGACACAGCAAGAAACAGCCUCUCUGUGACGGAGCCCAUAAAACCAAAGCCCAAGGCCGGUCCCCGCUACGCUUUGUCCCUGAGAAAGACACCACAGCUUGGUUGUGUGGUUGCAAGUACACAAACAACCCACCUUACUGUGAUGGCACGCACAAGCAGGACUUCAUCGUAUCCGCCCCGCUGCAUGAACAAACCGACUCUUGAAAAGGAAGUGGGAGAUGUCUUUGAACAGAGCAUAAUGUUGCUGUUGCAUUGAAAGAUGCUGUUGCUUGAAAGAGAAGGGAGUGGCGAUGGAAAGGUUAACGCCACAACCCUCGACUUCAUUUGUCCUUCCUUUGGGUCUUUUAUAAAGGAGAGAUCAUGUUGCAUUCACAACAGGGUUGGACGAUAUGAUGAUACACUGUGAUAUAAUACAGGUUUGAGCAUAGGUGUCAUUUACACUGGGGAUGCUGGGGACAUGUUUUUUUUUUAAAGCAUUUCUAAAAAAUGUUCUGAAAAAUUGCUUGCAACAAGAAAUGUUCAUUAACAAAUUAAAAUGCUAGAAGGAAAGGUUUAUUUGCACACCAAGAAUUGAAGAUGAAUUGCAUUGCAAUGUAAAUAUAGAGAAUAUAGAAAAGCUACUAAUUGCUGCAUUAUAUUCCAGUAUAUAUUUAUAUUUUAAAUUGUCACCUGCAACUGGAAUUUUGUGUUUUCCUCUAUAUAAAUACAUUUCCACCAAAAAUUGGUGCAGAAAAUGUCUCCAGAAUGCAGGAAAUCAAGUGUUUAAUGCUCACAAUCUUCUGGGGAAGGACCCCCAAUCGUAUAUUUCAUCAAUGAAUAUUUCUUCUAAAUAGUUUUAAAAUAUCUUCUUGUCUUGUUCUCAUGACCCCACAAUUGUGCAUCAUCACAUGAUGGCUUCAUCAUGGCUUAAGUGUUUUGUCAAACCCCUAUUCUGAGCCCUUAAAUGUCCCCACCACUUUUCAACACUAAAUGAUGCCCUUGGGUUUGAGUACCGCUGGAGAGUUUACCAUGUAAAAAAACAGUACUGGAAGUCCAUAGAAAAAGAAUGUUAAAGUUGGGAUGUAACAGUAUUAUGGUUAAGAUAUUGAAGACCUAGAGAGAGAAAAGACGAGAAAACUGGAGGUAUUUUGGAGAAAAACUAUCCUGUCAACCUAGGGGGAGGAUCUAAAGAGAAUUACGCUCCAACCUUACAUGUUAUCCACCGGAUGGCUUUUUACGUGAGCUACUGAUACUUUGCUGUACAUGUACACAGAGAAGUCUAACUCAUGUAGACAUACAUUUAUAUUUAUAUAUCAUUCAUACCUUGCACUUUGCAUAAAGUAUCAUUUUAUUUCAUUACUGUUUAAGCACUUCUGUUUAGAUGCUUUGUACCAGUGACAUGCGCAGUGACAAUAAAGUUGAAUCUAAUCUAUUUUUAUGCUUACCAAGAGAUUUUUCACUAUAUACCGUCAUUGAAGCAACACUGCCUUGGCAUUGAUCAUAAGCCAGUAAGCCACAAAGGUUGGGAACCAGCGACAUGUAUCAUGGUAAUGAGCCCGUCUAGUCUCUUUACUCUAACUUCUGUUUGGUUUCAGUGUAUUAUGUACAAUCUCUGACAUUUGUGGUUUGAUAUCUAAAUAUGACAUCUGAAAAGAAGAACACAUUUAAAACUUUGCUUGUUCUUAAAGCCAAGAUGAUCGUGUGAUCGUGACACUUUGAGGUCAUUCCAUCACACUUUGCACGAUCGCUGCGUGUAAAAAAGUAUAUUCAAAAUGCACAGACAAAAAAUAACUGUUAACAUUAAUAACUGUAAACAUUGCAACAAGUACCCUGAAUUAUUUAACACAUUAAAAGUGUUUAAAUCUUUGACAGAACUGCCUGAUUUCCGGUUCACUUUCAUUUAACACAGAAUGCUAAAGUGAUUAAAAUGUUGAGCAAA
Molecule: messenger RNA, 2424 nt
Organism: Micropterus dolomieu (smallmouth bass)
Lineage: Eukaryota; Metazoa; Chordata; Actinopteri; Centrarchiformes; Centrarchidae
Product: CDGSH iron-sulfur domain-containing protein 3, mitochondrial-like
Exons: 4
Coding region: 327-710 (127 amino acids)
Cellular component (GO): intracellular membrane-bounded organelle
Molecular function (GO): 2 iron, 2 sulfur cluster binding
Source: RefSeq, a predicted model, not a curated record